Messenger RNA from Clarias gariepinus (North African catfish), 3100 nucleotides. RefSeq names its product DDB1 and CUL4 associated factor 12 (gene dcaf12). Gene Ontology annotation, molecular function: protein binding. The transcript is spliced from 9 exons. Bases 179 to 1627 code for a protein of 482 amino acids. The record is from RefSeq and is a predicted model, not a curated record. Gene Ontology annotation, cellular component: Cul4-RING E3 ubiquitin ligase complex. Lineage: Eukaryota; Metazoa; Chordata; Actinopteri; Siluriformes; Clariidae.
GGAGCGUGUAACGGAGCACAAACAGUUCAAGCCCUAGCAACUCGGCUAGCUGACGAGGCCUUCGACGACACGGACGUCCAUAAUCACUUAUAUAAAAGCAAGUGCCGUUAUAUGCCCCAAUUCCCAGCGUCGCCCGUACUGCCCUCCAUGUGGGUGAGGGACCUGUGUGUGUCGGAUUAUGGCGAGAAAAACAGUUAGCAGGAAAAGGAAGGCAGGGGAGCUCAAGGAACAACAGCUUGAUUGGUGCCAGUCUGUAUAUAAGCGUGCCCGUGUAUCUGCCACAUCUCGUCAUGCCCAGCAGUGGUGGCAGGGCUGUCAGUCCAUGGUGUCCGCCAUCCGCGGGCGGGAAUUUCGUCCGCAAAAGCAGCUCGAGUGGAGGUUCCAGCGCAGCUUGCGUGGCUUCGCUGCAGGUCGAAUCCCAGGAAUCCUCAAAGAGCGCGAGUUUUCUCUGGGUUGCCUUAACAAGGUGUUCGCCUCUCAGUGGCUCAAUCAGCGUCAGGUGGUGUGCGGGACCAAAUGCAACACGCUGUUUGUAGUAGAUGUGCUCACGGGGCAGAUUACCCGGAUCCCGAUGCUAAAGGACAGAGAAGGACUGGGCGGAGGCUCCCUGGGCAUGGGCGUGAUGAGCAACACGGUCUUUCAGAACCCAGGAUUAGCUGCUGGCCUGGAUGCCCAGCAGGGCUGUGGCAUCCAUGCCAUCGAGCUCAACCCUUCACGAACCCUACUGGCCACUGGAGGUGAUAACCCGAACAGCCUGGCCGUCUAUCGACUGCCCACACUAGACCCCGUCUGCGUCGGUGAUGAUGGUCACAAUGACUGGAUCUUUUCCAUUGCAUGGAUCAGUGACACCAUGGCUGUAUCAGGUUCUCGGGAUGGCUCUAUGGGAUUGUGGGAAAUCUCCGAAGAGGUACUAAGUAUGGCAGAGAUGCAGCAGGCUGAGGAAGGAGUCCCGAGCUACGCCCACAUCUCCCACCGUGCCCUUAAAGACAUCCCUAAGGAGUACACCCACCCAUACAACUGCAAAGUGCGCGCCCUAGCUUUCAAUAACAGCCAUAAGGAACUGGGUGCUGUUUCUCUAGACGGAUAUUUUCAUUUAUGGAAGGCCGAGGACAACCUGUGUAAGGAGCUCUCCACGAAGCUUCCAUACUGCAAGGAGAACGUGUGUCUGGCGUACGGACUGGACUGGUCCGUGUAUGCGGUGGGCUCUCAGGCUCACGUGUCCUUCCUCGAUCCUCGGCAGUCUUCCCAGAACAUAAAUUCUGUGAGCUCCAAAGAGCGUGGCAGUGGAAUUCGCUCCGUCAGUUUCUACGAGCACAUAGUGACAGUGGGCACAGGACAAGGCUCCCUGCUCUUCUAUGACAUCAGGGCUCAACGUUUCCUCGACGGUCCAUCCAAUUCACCCGGCGGGUACCGGAAGACCCCUCCUACAGAAAGCAUCCUCAAGCUCACCACGGGAAGAGGCUGGCUGAACCAUGACGAAACGUGGAGAAGCUAUUUCUCAGAUAUUAGCUCCUUCCCCAACGCCGUCUACACACACUGCUACGAUGACUCUGGAACUAAGCUGUUCGUGGCUGGCGGACCUCUCUGCUCGGGACUACAUGGAAAUUACGCCGGGCUCUGGAGCUAGCUUUGCUCGCCUUUCUAGCCGUCCCUGCUUAACUUCACUAUACAUCCCCCCACUCAUCAUUGCAGCUGUCUGUCUGUCUUCAUUCAUCUGUCUGUUUCUGUUUUCACUGGACUCAGGAGCGUCAAACAUGCUUCUCACUUUUUUAAAUGGUGUGUAUUAGUAAAAUUUGUCUGCCCCCUUUUUUCUCGUUCACGUGCUGUCUUUUCUUGGCUGUUAAUUUCUUUUACGUGAGUGACGAAGCAGAGUUUUGAGCCGCAGCAAGACCUGUACUUGGUUGGACAUAGUCCACGGUCAGAGACUCGCCUCAGAACUCUGACAAAGUGUGACCAUGUUAAACUGUUUCGCAGCCUCUUCAGGACCUCGGACGUUCACUCGGUUUGUACUGUUUUUGUUUCGCAGUAUUUUGGUGUAAUGCGUUCUAAAGGGUCGGAGACUGGCAAGAGUCUGUUAUUUUAUUUAGUUCGGACUAUUUGAUGAGCCGUCGAUCUGCCAUGCUCUUGCUUUGCAGGGGACUGAAGUGUGGACAAGAGCAAACAAAAGAAGACUGUCUUGUAGCAGAACUUGACUCUGACUCUGGGUUUUGUUGUGCCAUAUUAUGCCACGAUGAUCACUAAGGGACUGAUGAAUGCAAACAGACAAAAAGCCCAGAAAUGAUGUCGGAAUGAAACCUGGAUUUUGCGGUCAUUUUUUUAAUUUGUUUGUUGUUUGUUUCCUCUGAGUGGGUAAAGUGUUUUUUUUUUUUUGUUUUUUUUGUUUUUUUGGUCUUUUGCUCUGAGUAAGACUAGCGCACAUCAUAUCGGUAAUGCCGUUAUGUUUUUUUUUUUUUUUCUCUUUAUUUUUCCUCCUUCAGCAACUAUAAUUUAUUUCCUGCACUUGUUCAUCUCUAGCGCUCAUGCUGCUGAAAUACAAUCGUUUUUUUUUUUUUGUGUUUUUUUUUUUUUUUUUUCUCCUUUUUGUUAGAAUCGUUGCUUCUGAGCUCCAGUCAGGGGAAGAUGACCCGGCGUGCUUUUCUCGCCUUUCCGAGCAAAGGCAGGGCAGUAGUCAGUUACAUUGUUGCCUUUCCUAAGUCUUUCUGUGAAAGACUUUUGUGAGUCAACUUUUUUUUUUUUUUUUUUUUAACAUGAAACCUUCACGGAUCAUUGCAAAGAAAAAAAAAUAGAACAAAUAGAGCAGAUUGUGGUUAAGACCCUAUAUUAAACAAAUAACCAUCACUUUUAAAAUGUAUUUUAUAUAUAAAUGUGUAAACAUAUUUGGAAAUCUUAUAUAGAGAGAAUACAUUUUAUGUAAAUGUUUGGAAAUGUAUGUGUGUGUGUGUUUGGACUAACCGUCAUUACUUUGGUGGUGCCCUCUUUUUUUUAUACACACUGAGUGUUUUUACAACUUGCCAAGUCUGAAAAAAAAAACAUGAAACACGGCAAACCAAUUCAAGAAACUGUUUAAUGAGAAAAUAAUGAAUAAAAGUCUAUUGAUGUA